AUGUUCUGCUGGUCUCCCUUUCGCACUCGCUUCCUUUUACCUUUCUUCUCUGCACUCACUUCGUAUCUGCCUCCCUCUCCCCCCUCCCUCCCUCCAAGCCUCCAAGGGUAUCCUCUCUGCACCAAUCCUCUCUGCACCAAUCCUCUCUGCACCAAUCCUCUCUGCACCAAUCCUCUCUGCACCAAUCCUCUCUGCACCAAUCCUCUCUGCACCAAUCCUCUCUGCACCAAUCCUCUCUGCACCAAUCCUCUCUGCACCAAUCCUCUCUGCACCAAUCCUCUCUGCACCAAUCCUCUCUGCACCAAUCCUCUCUGCACCAAUCCUCUCUGCACCAAUCCUCUCUGCACCAAUCCUCUCUGCACCAAUCCUCUCUGCACCAAUCCUCUCUGCACCAAUCCUCUCUGCACCAAUCCUCUCUGCACCAAUCCUCUCUGCACCAAUCCUCUCUGCACCAAUCCUCUCUGCACCAAUCCUCUCUGCACCAAUCCUCUCUGCACCAAUCCUCUCUGCACCAAUCCUCUCUGCACCAAUCCUCUCUGCACCAAUCCUCUCUGCACCAAUCCUCUCUGCACCAAUCCUCUCUGCACCAAUCCUCUCUGCACCAAUCCUCUCUGCACCAAUCCUCUCUGCACCAAUCCUCUCUGCACCAAUCCUCUCUGCACCAAUCCUCUCUGCACCAAUCCUCUCUGCACCAAUCCUCUCUGCACCAAUCCUCUCUGCACCAAUCCUCUCUGCACCAAUCCUCUCUGCACCAAUCCUCUCUGCACCAAUCCUCUCUGCACCAAUCCUCUCUGCACCAAUCCUCUCUGCACCAAUCCUCUCUGCACCAAUCCUCUCUGCACCAAUCCUCUCUGCACCAAUCCUCUCUGCACCAAUCCUCUCUGCACCAAUCCUCUCUGCACCAAUCCUCUCUGCACCAAUCCUCUCUGCACCAAUCCUCUCUGCACCAAUCCUCUCUGCACCAAUCCUCUCUGCACCAAUCCUCUCUGCACCAAUCCUCUCUGCACCAAUCCUCUCUGCACCAAUCCUCUCUGCACCAAUCCUCUCUGCACCAAUCCUCUCUGCACCAAUCCUCUCUGCACCAAUCCUCUCUGCACCAAUCCUCUCUGCACCAAUCCUCUCUGCACCAAUCCUCUCUGCACCAAUCCUCUCUGCACCAAUCCUCUCUGCACCAAUCCUCUCUGCACCAAUCCUCUCUGCACCAAUCCUCUCUGCACCAAUCCUCUCUGCACCAAUCCUCUCUGCACCAAUCCUCUCUGCACCAAUCCUCUCUGCACCAAUCCUCUCUGCACCAAUCCUCUCUGCACCAAUCCUCUCUGCACCAAUCCUCUCUGCACCAAUCCUCUCUGCACCAAUCCUCUCUGCACCAAUCCUCUCUGCACCAAUCCUCUCUGCACCAAUCCUCUCUGCACCAAUCCUCUCUGCACCAAUCCUCUCUGCACCAAUCCUCUCUGCACCAAUCCUCUCUGCACCAAUCCUCUCUGCACCAAUCCUCUCUGCACCAAUCCUCUCUGCACCAAUCCUCUCUGCACCAAUCCUCUCUGCACCAAUCCUCUCUGCACCAAUCCUCUCUGCACCAAUCCUCUCUGCACCAAUCCUCUCUGCACCAAUCCUCUCUGCACCAAUCCUCUCUGCACCAAUCCUCUCUGCACCAAUCCUCUCUGCACCAAUCCUCUCUGCACCAAUCCUCUCUGCACCAAUCCUCUCUGCACCAAUCCUCUCUGCACCAAUCCUCUCUGCACCAAUCCUCUCUGCACCAAUCCUCUCUGCACCAAUCCUCUCUGCACCAAUCCUCUCUGCACCAAUCCUCUCUGCACCAAUCCUCUCUGCACCAAUCCUCUCUGCACCAAUCCUCUCUGCACCAAUCCUCUCUGCACCAAUCCUCUCUGCACCAAUCCUCUCUGCACCAAUCCUCUCUGCACCAAUCCUCUCUGCACCAAUCCUCUCUGCACCAAUCCUCUCUGCACCAAUCCUCUCUGCACCAAUCCUCUCUGCACCAAUCCUCUCUGCACCAAUCCUCUCUGCACCAAUCCUCUCUGCACCAAUCCUCUCUGCACCAAUCCUCUCUGCACCAAUCCUCUCUGCACCAAUCCUCUCUGCACCAAUCCUCUCUGCACCAAUCCUCUCUGCACCAAUCCUCUCUGCACCAAUCCUCUCUGCACCAAUCCUCUCUGCACCAAUCCUCUCUGCACCAAUCCUCUCUGCACCAAUCCUCUCUGCACCAAUCCUCUCUGCACCAAUCCUCUCUGCACCAAUCCUCUCUGCACCAAUCCUCUCUGCACCAAUCCUCUCUGCACCAAUCCUCUCUGCACCAAUCCUCUCUGCACCAAUCCUCUCUGCACCAAUCCUCUCUGCACCAAUCCUCUCUGCACCAAUCCUCUCUGCACCAAUCCUCUCUGCACCAAUCCUCUCUGCACCAAUCCUCUCUGCACCAAUCCUCUCUGCACCAAUCCUCUCUGCACCAAUCCUCUCUGCACCAAUCCUCUCUGCACCAAUCCUCUCUGCACCAAUCCUCUCUGCACCAAUCCUCUCUGCACCAAUCCUCUCUGCACCAAUCCUCUCUGCACCAAUCCUCUCUGCACCAAUCCUCUCUGCACCAAUCCUCUCUGCACCAAUCCUCUCUGCACCAAUCCUCUCUGCACCAAUCCUCUCUGCACCAAUCCUCUCUGCACCAAUCCUCUCUGCACCAAUCCUCUCUGCACCAAUCCUCUCUGCACCAAUCCUCUCUGCACCAAUCCUCUCUGCACCAAUCCUCUCUGCACCAAUCCUCUCUGCACCAAUCCUCUCUGCACCAAUCCUCUCUGCACCAAUCCUCUCUGCACCAAUCCUCUCUGCACCAAUCCUCUCUGCACCAAUCCUCUCUGCACCAAUCCUCUCUGCACCAAUCCUCUCUGCACCAAUCCUCUCUGCACCAAUCCUCUCUGCACCAAUCCUCUCUGCACCAAUCCUCUCUGCACCAAUCCUCUCUGCACCAAUCCUCUCUGCACCAAUCCUCUCUGCACCAAUCCUCUCUGCACCAAUCCUCUCUGCACCAAUCCUCUCUGCACCAAUCCUCUCUGCACCAAUCCUCUCUGCACCAAUCCUCUCUGCACCAAUCCUCUCUGCACCAAUCCUCUCUGCACCAAUCCUCUCUGCACCAAUCCUCUCUGCACCAAUCCUCUCUGCACCAAUCCUCUCUGCACCAAUCCUCUCUGCACCAAUCCUCUCUGCACCAAUCCUCUCUGCACCAAUCCUCUCUGCACCAAUCCUCUCUGCACCAAUCCUCUCUGCACCAAUCCUCUCUGCACCAAUCCUCUCUGCACCAAUCCUCUCUGCACCAAUCCUCUCUGCACCAAUCCUCUCUGCACCAAUCCUCUCUGCACCAAUCCUCUCUGCACCAAUCCUCUCUGCACCAAUCCUCUCUGCACCAAUCCUCUCUGCACCAAUCCUCUCUGCACCAAUCCUCUCUGCACCAAUCCUCUCUGCACCAAUCCUCUCUGCACCAAUCCUCUCUGCACCAAUCCUCUCUGCACCAAUCCUCUCUGCACCAAUCCUCUCUGCACCAAUCCUCUCUGCACCAAUCCUCUCUGCACCAAUCCUCUCUGCACCAAUCCUCUCUGCACCAAUCCUCUCUGCACCAAUCCUCUCUGCACCAAUCCUCUCUGCACCAAUCCUCUCUGCACCAAUCCUCUCUGCACCAAUCCUCUCUGCACCAAUCCUCUCUGCACCAAUCCUCUCUGCACCAAUCCUCUCUGCACCAAUCCUCUCUGCACCAAUCCUCUCUGCACCAAUCCUCUCUGCACCAAUCCUCUCUGCACCAAUCCUCUCUGCACCAAUCCUCUCUGCACCAAUCCUCUCUGCACCAAUCCUCUCUGCACCAAUCCUCUCUGCACCAAUCCUCUCUGCACCAAUCCUCUCUGCACCAAUCCUCUCUGCACCAAUCCUCUCUGCACCAAUCCUCUCUGCACCAAUCCUCUCUGCACCAAUCCUCUCUGCACCAAUCCUCUCUGCACCAAUCCUCUCUGCACCAAUCCUCUCUGCACCAAUCCUCUCUGCACCAAUCCUCUCUGCACCAAUCCUCUCUGCACCAAUCCUCUCUGCACCAAUCCUCUCUGCACCAAUCCUCUCUGCACCAAUCCUCUCUGCACCAAUCCUCUCUGCACCAAUCCUCUCUGCACCAAUCCUCUCUGCACCAAUCCUCUCUGCACCAAUCCUCUCUGCACCAAUCCUCUCUGCACCAAUCCUCUCUGCACCAAUCCUCUCUGCACCAAUCCUCUCUGCACCAAUCCUCUCUGCACCAAUCCUCUCUGCACCAAUCCUCUCUGCACCAAUCCUCUCUGCACCAAUCCUCUCUGCACCAAUCCUCUCUGCACCAAUCCUCUCUGCACCAAUCCUCUCUGCACCAAUCCUCUCUGCACCAAUCCUCUCUGCACCAAUCCUCUCUGCACCAAUCCUCUCUGCACCAAUCCUCUCUGCACCAAUCCUCUCUGCACCAAUCCUCUCUGCACCAAUCCUCUCUGCACCAAUCCUCUCUGCACCAAUCCUCUCUGCACCAAUCCUCUCUGCACCAAUCCUCUCUGCACCAAUCCUCUCUGCACCAAUCCUCUCUGCACCAAUCCUCUCUGCACCAAUCCUCUCUGCACCAAUCCUCUCUGCACCAAUCCUCUCUGCACCAAUCCUCUCUGCACCAAUCCUCUCUGCACCAAUCCUCUCUGCACCAAUCCUCUCUGCACCAAUCCUCUCUGCACCAAUCCUCUCUGCACCAAUCCUCUCUGCACCAAUCCUCUCUGCACCAAUCCUCUCUGCACCAAUCCUCUCUGCACCAAUCCUCUCUGCACCAAUCCUCUCUGCACCAAUCCUCUCUGCACCAAUCCUCUCUGCACCAAUCCUCUCUGCACCAAUCCUCUCUGCACCAAUCCUCUCUGCACCAAUCCUCUCUGCACCAAUCCUCUCUGCACCAAUCCUCUCUGCACCAAUCCUCUCUGCACCAAUCCUCUCUGCACCAAUCCUCUCUGCACCAAUCCUCUCUGCACCAAUCCUCUCUGCACCAAUCCUCUCUGCACCAAUCCUCUCUGCACCAAUCCUCUCUGCACCAAUCCUCUCUGCACCAAUCCUCUCUGCACCAAUCCUCUCUGCACCAAUCCUCUCUGCACCAAUCCUCUCUGCACCAAUCCUCUCUGCACCAAUCCUCUCUGCACCAAUCCUCUCUGCACCAAUCCUCUCUGCACCAAUCCUCUCUGCACCAAUCCUCUCUGCACCAAUCCUCUCUGCACCAAUCCUCUCUGCACCAAUCCUCUCUGCACCAAUCCUCUCUGCACCAAUCCUCUCUGCACCAAUCCUCUCUGCACCAAUCCUCUCUGCACCAAUCCUCUCUGCACCAAUCCUCUCUGCACCAAUCCUCUCUGCACCAAUCCUCUCUGCACCAAUCCUCUCUGCACCAAUCCUCUCUGCACCAAUCCUCUCUGCACCAAUCCUCUCUGCACCAAUCCUCUCUGCACCAAUCCUCUCUGCACCAAUCCUCUCUGCACCAAUCCUCUCUGCACCAAUCCUCUCUGCACCAAUCCUCUCUGCACCAAUCCUCUCUGCACCAAUCCUCUCUGCACCAAUCCUCUCUGCACCAAUCCUCUCUGCACCAAUCCUCUCUGCACCAAUCCUCUCUGCACCAAUCCUCUCUGCACCAAUCCUCUCUGCACCAAUCCUCUCUGCACCAAUCCUCUCUGCACCAAUCCUCUCUGCACCAACUCCUUCCAAAGCUAA
Messenger RNA from Closterium sp. Yama58-4, 5736 nucleotides. The record is from the annotation of a GenBank genome assembly. NCBI's taxonomy places the organism in Eukaryota, Viridiplantae, Streptophyta, Zygnematophyceae, Desmidiales, Closteriaceae.